Dicrocoelium dendriticum is the source of this 4423-nucleotide messenger RNA. The record is from the annotation of a GenBank genome assembly. Lineage: Eukaryota; Metazoa; Platyhelminthes; Trematoda; Plagiorchiida; Dicrocoeliidae.
AUCGCGGCCAUGGGUCAAGUGUGCACACCGUUCCCGUAACGGGCUGUGCACAACAUCUCUUAUUCACCUGCUCGUCCACCCGACAUUCCGCCCCGCGCGGUCCUUCACUGGCCUGCAGGUUGUGCUCGCUGUUACCGAUCCCAUUCGCCAAACCACUCCUCGGUCCAAGCCGCAUGGCCACACUGCAGUCUGGGCAUGUGACGGCCGGCAUGGGUCCCAGCGUCAGACCACAUCCAGUCGGAUUACUGCCGGCAAAAAUGGAUGAGUUGUCCGCCUUGUCUGUCGCCGCGUCGCAUAUCAGAUCCACUUCCUUUGCUGCCGCUACCGCAGCCGCCGCCGCCUCCUCCUCUUCUGCAGCAUCAACCGCCCCUGACCUGUUGACUACCGCAUCGGUCGCAGCCCAGCUAGCUGCCGUCUUCACUCCGACAUGCAGUACCGGUUGUAACAGCAUGAAAACCAAUGCGAUCACCACAGUCUCCGCCACCACCGCCGCGGCGGUCGGUACAAGUGGGGGUAGCGCCAACGGAUUUGACUUAGCUUCGGCAAUUGCCGGAAUUUUGGGUUUACCAUUUCCUGUGAAUAUAGUCUCCAAUGCACAUGCCUCGCCUCUACCACACACUCUUGUACCCUCAAUUAUUAAUGUACCAGCCACGUCUAACCCCUCGAAUCACCCAACGCACACAUCAUUCCCCCUGCAUCAUCCUGAUGAAAGUGGGUCGAGUGGGUGUCCAGUUAACCAUGUCACGAAUCCUCUAGACCACGAUCCAUCAGGCUUGUAUGACACUGGAAAGUUGCCUGCUAUCCGUGGGUCCGAAACUAAUCCUACCUCGCUUAUUUUCUCCUUUGCACCACCACCGCUUCCACCACAACCAACACCAACAACAACGCAGACAUGCUCCGAUGUCUCUUCGGACACUGGAUCGAUCCAGUCUCCAUUCCCUGCAUUCCAACCGUUGUCCACGACGGCGUCGAACUUUACCGUCUCUUUGGCCGACUCUCUCAUGCACUACGCUAGUGGUGUGCCCAAAUUGCCUACCGACCCGAACGACUAUGACCUCAUGACGUACAGUGCGAGUUUGUCAGCUUCCGAACGUGAUCGCAAACAACGUGAAUUCAUUCCGGACUCUAAGAAAGACGACAAAUAUUGGGAGCGAAGACGCAAAAACAACGAGGCGGCGAAACGUUCGCGUGAGAAACGUCGUCAAAACGAUAUUCUGAUGGAACACCGAAUCAAUGUGCUGAUGGCUCAGAACACAAGAUUGCGUCAAGAACUGAUAGAAUUAAAGCUUCGCUUUGGUCUACCGGUGGACGAGUCCGAUCGUAGUCCGAUUUUGAUGGACGAGUCGUGUUACACGCCAGACACGCCCUCGUCUCAUUCGUUACCGGUGAAUAAUAGCACAACUAAAAACAACCACAACAUCGCCACUCCGGACGACAACGAAUCGUUUCGAUGUGAGGACAAGGUACUUGAACCGACACCACCACCGCCCGCACAACGACGACGAAGCAGUGCUGCUCAGUUUGACGAAUCCGAAGGCCAUACGCUCGUAACUCUGUCUACUGGCACUCUACGAACGGAUUCGAGCCUCCCCCACCAUUCUGGCUCGACAGAAUUGACUCAACACUCAUACACUCCCAUCGCUAAUACCGUUGAGUCAAGCACAAGGAACGGCGAUUUCCAAAUCUCCGGUGGGUUACCGCACUUGAGAGGCUUGGACGGUACAGACUUGCUCACCUUGAAGCGUAUUUUCACCACACUUACCACUAGGCGUUGGAACGAUCCCGACGAGACUACUGGAUGCGAAUUGGCCAGACCGGAUUCAGGGUUGUCACCCAAGUCCGUUUGCAGUCCAUUGGCAAAUGGUUCAUCCGGGUUGAACAACGCCUCAGCCGCCACAGUGUCCGCCGUGUCCUCCUCGGAUCCCGUCGCUGCCGCGUGGCUUUUACAACAAGCGAUGUUGCUAUCAAAUACGAACGACAGUAGCGUCACUCAUCCGCUUAAAUUGCCAGAACUUCACACCCAUGGCACCAGGACACCCGGAUCCUUGGAACGGACCAGCGCUUUGCUCAAACUCAGUGGAGUGAAUAUGCAUAUUUCGACACCGAGUCCGUUGGCUGGUACAGACUCCUCACCCGCGCUCCCGUUCGAAUCCCCAUUGGAUCUCAGUUUAUGCAUGCAAGCUGUACGUGCUGAAUCAGUGUCUAGCGCGGGGACUCUCUCCAAUUCGAACGAUUCCAGAUUGAUGGACAAGCGCUAUCAAGAUCGACGCAGGCGCAACAAUGAAGCGGUGCGACGUUGCCGGGAGAACAAGCGUGCUCGUUUGAUGGGCCGGGUGGAAGUAACAGAUAGGUUACAGACAGAGAAUCGUGUCCUCCGAACCGAACUGACUGGGCUCAGCUUGGAGGUGCAAGCGUUGCGCAAGAUGCUCGCAGGCGAAGAGCAGCCACAGCAGCAAUCCCGUCAACAGUCUCCACCUAGAUCCAAGGCGGCCCACCACUAUUCGGUCAGCUCCAUACCAAUCCUUUCUGGGCCUCAUUUGCCCACAUCCUCAGACUCCAAUGAACCGGAUCUAUUUUUGAUGAACGGUACGGGAACAUUGCCGGCUGUGGAAUCAGAUCGUGUGGGUUUGUCGAAUGGUUGCACUGGUCACUCCGAACGAGUGGAGAAAAUGGCGGAUGACUCGCCGAGGUCGCGGCCUACAUAUGAUGAAUCGGAACCAAACCUAUCGCAGGCCGAGGAUGGGAAGACGACCACGUUAUUAGAGGUGGAUACCGAAAUAUCCACUGUCCUUCCGUCACUCGAACUGGACACAGAUCUGGACACAUUGCAAUCACAGGAUGAGAGCAGCCUUCUGGAAGCGUUCACGAACGAGGGCAGGCAUAAACGUAUCAACUCGUACCACUCUCGGUUGUCCCAUUUGCAACGUGGCCGCAGACGCCUGACCAAAUCGGGAUCCAUAGGGCAUCGUCCCCACCAUGACACGGUACAAUUGAGCCGUGUAACUGGUACAGACUAGGUGGAGUACUAGAGUACAGCCAGUCAGCCGGUUCACACGUGUGAUUGAUUAUUUCAACUGACCAUUCCUGUGUAACACAGUCGUUUCCCAUUUUGUAUAUGCACCUUUUGUACACGAACUGCCUUGCCUCAAUAAGCUUACCACGUACCCCACUCCCCUCCACAGUUUGCUCACUCUGAUUUCACACACAGGUUUUUGUGGUGCCGCCUUGUCCCACGUACAACCUUGGCGUGAGAAUUGCCACGCUUGUAGCAUGGUAUUUUCUGCUUUAUCUUCUUUUGUGUUGGUGUCGUCAUCCUCCUCACUGUUGCUGUUGUUUUGUUGUUUUUCUUGUUGUGCCACCUGCUGUUAGUCAAGCAACAUCUUGUGCUUCUGCGACCACACGGGAUCGAUCAGGUGUUUCAUCACAAGGCGCCUUCUCACGAAUGUCUUCCAGCCGGUUUUCGUACAUCGCUCUCGCUGUCUUAUUGCCUCCAUCUCCUUGGUUUGUUUCCACAAAUUUGUGCCACACACACACACAUCUUUCUGCUCAUUCCAGUUGACUUGACGCUCGUUGCUGACUGUGUUUUCUUCAACGAGUCUCCGUUCACAAACUUUCCAUCCAUUCCGGGUGUGUGCGUGUGUGUACCUGCGUGGGUGUAUGCACAACCGUUUGGGCCUUCCUCCUUUGAAGCUGACUGCUUCGAAUCAUCCUCCUCCUCCGCCGCAUUAAAUUGCCUUGUGUGAAAGAGACCAGCAUUUGCAAAGCGCCAAUCAUUUUUCCAUUCGGUGAUCCUAGGAUAUUACGCAUGUUGCCUCAUAUCCGUCGGUUUUGUUUCCAUAUUUUGUUGCCCACACCUUUACUUUGGUUAAUAGUGCUCCGCUUGUUUGAGCGCGUCAACACGCACUUCGCUCAAGGUCACGCAACAUUUUCUACGCCCUUAUUCUCCCUCCAUUUAUUUCCAACACCUUGUUUUCAGCGACAACAUUCCGUUUCAGCCACGGUUGCGUUUCGUGUGCACUAUUCCGGUGAAUUUGUUAGACCUGCUGGAUAUUUUUUACAUUAAGUAAUUGGACCAUUUCAUUCCACCCCGUUUCUUGCUAUUUUUCGCCUCCUUUCUCGAAUCGACAAGCUGAAUCCUCUGCGCUGGAUAUGAACAACACAUCCACGGUUCCUUCGUGCGCUCUCAGCACCGGUGGUAAAACUAUCCGCUUGUGUCUAACUCGAUGGUGUACAACGCCUCUUUCCGGAUAAACAAGUUCGCAAGUACAACAGUGUGUUGUGCAUACAAUAGUACAGUUUUUGCUGCAUUUUGAUGUCACCGUUCAUGCCUCAAGCACUUUCUUUUUUUACGAUACGCUUUUACCCCUAUUACGUGGGCCGAAAUUUUGUUUUGAAUUGAUACUUGGACUCUUCUUGAGUUAAA